Saprolegnia parasitica CBS 223.65 is the source of this 1241-nucleotide messenger RNA. RefSeq lists its product as hypothetical. The transcript has 2 exons. Gene Ontology annotation, molecular function: transmembrane transporter activity. NCBI's taxonomy places the organism in Eukaryota, Oomycota, Saprolegniomycetes, Saprolegniales, Saprolegniaceae. The coding region runs from base 1 to 1212 and encodes 403 amino acids. The record is from RefSeq and is a predicted model, not a curated record. Gene Ontology annotation, biological process: transmembrane transport.
AUGUCGUCCACGUCGUCGACGCUGGCGCUGCUGCAUGCCAACAUCUUUGUCUAUGCGUUCGCCUUCUGGGUCACGCAGCCGACGCUGCCGUUCCUGCUCAAGGAGCUCAGCGCCGAUAUGCUUCUCUUCUCUCGCUUCCAGACCUUUUGCUCGUUCUUGCAGCUCUUUGGCGGACCGCUCGCCGGGCGCAUUUGCGAUGCCUUUGGCUUUACGCCGACGCUUGUGCUCUCGCAGGCAGCUGCUGCCCUCUCGUACGCGCUCCUCGCCACGACGACGUCGGUGCCCAUGCUCUUUCUGAGCCAGCUCCCGACUGUCUUCAUGCACGCGAUGCACGCCGCGCAGUCGGCGAUGACGGUGCUCUGUGACACAAACCAGCGCGCUGUCGCCAUGGGUCGUCUCAGCCUCAGCUAUGGCGGUGGCAUGGUGGUCGGCUCGUAUGUCGGCGGCGUCGUCGCCGAGGCCUACUCGAACCAGCACGCCGCGGGUCUUGCAGCGCUGCUCUCGCUUGCCAUCAUUCCGCUCACCAUCGUGUUGCUUCCUCGCAGGCCCGCGACACCAGCGAAAGCUACUACGGCGUCGCCCGAUACGUCGAUGCACCUGGGGAAGAUCCUAUUGAUCCUUCGUGAACCGUCCGUGCUCCACCUCGUCGUCGUGCAGCUUCUCCUCGGUCUCGCCGUGGCGAUCUACCGCAGCACGUUCUCCGAGGUGUUGCGCGACCAGCUCCAGCUCGGACGGCAGGACAUUGGGCUUGUCAUGUCGCUCAGCGGCGCGACGUCCAUCGUGAGCAACGGUCUGCUCCUCCAGCUGUGCACGAGCCGGUGGGCCGACGCGACGGUUGUCGACAGCGCCGCCGUGGUUAUGGCCACGACCUUCUUGGCCUACGGACACAUUCCCGUGACGCCUGAAGGCCUCGUGUACGUGCUGGCGGUCGUGACGCCGAUGACGGCAGCGUCGUCGAUCGCGUACACGCUGCUGUCGUCGCAAAUGUCGCGAGCCGUCGACGACCGGGACCGCGCGACGGCCCUCGGCAUCAGCCACGCCGUGCGCAGCUUCUGCGGCCUCCUGGCGCCAACCAUUGGAAGCUUCCUCUUCCAUACGUACGCAGUCCAGGUACUCAGUGUGACGUGCGCCACGAUCUCGGGUCUCGCAAUCGUCGCUGGUACCUUCUUCCGCACCACGUACUAUCCCAAGCCCUCUGUCAAGCGCGACUAGACAUGCCGCCACCAACUAAUGGCAACCCG